This is a messenger RNA of Macrobrachium nipponense, 3291 nucleotides long. RefSeq names its product PDZ domain-containing protein GIPC1-like (gene kermit). The record is from RefSeq and is a predicted model, not a curated record. NCBI's taxonomy places the organism in Eukaryota, Metazoa, Arthropoda, Malacostraca, Decapoda, Palaemonidae. Bases 278 to 1243 code for a protein of 321 amino acids. Gene Ontology annotation, molecular function: protein binding. The transcript has 7 exons.
GCCUCAGCCGCGGUACACAGUCAGUCAGAGCAAAGGACUCGAAGCGAGUGGUCUCCUAGCGUCCGGGGCCUUCCGGUUCGUGUGCUAUUUCCCCAUAGACAUCCCUCCAGGUGCUAUUGUGUCUCCGUCAGUAGCUAAUUCAGUGCAAUAUAAGUAGCGCCCGAGAAAGAGCGCAUGUGUGUCUCAAAGUGAUUUCGAAAGUGUGUGUAUUCAUAGAGUUUCAGGAGAGGCAAAGCCGAGGAGAGUAAGAAAGAGAAGGAGAGAGAGAGAGAGAAUCAUGCCACUUUUCAAAAACAAGAAGACUAACGGGGUGGACGACACUCACACCCACUACCAACAGGGCUCCAGGCCGCCCACAAACGGUCACACCACGCCCCCGGAACCACCUGUAACGAGGCCUAAACUCGUCUUCCACUGCCAGCAGGCUCACGGUUCGCCCACUGGCAUUAUCUCAGGUUUUACCAAUGUCAAGGAACUCUACCAGAAGAUCGCCGAGUGCUACGAUAUCCCUUGUGAAGACAUCCUCUUCUGCACACUCAACACACACAAGGUCGAUAUGGGUAAACUUUUGGGGGGACAAAUCGGUCUGGACGACUUCAUAUUCGCACACAGAAAAGGAAGGCCAAAGGAGAUAGAGAUAACGAAAACAGAGGACGCCCUGGGGCUCACCAUCACAGACAACGGUGCCGGAUACGCCUUCAUUAAAAGAAUUAAAGAAGACUCCGUUAUAGACAGAAUUAAACACAUCGAGGUGGGCGACCACAUAGAAAAAAUCGACGGCAAGAACCUGGUGGGUCACCGCCACUACGAAGUUGCCAAAAUGCUCAAAGAGAUCCCCAGGGGGACGACCUUCGUCAUGAGAGUGGUCGAGCCGUUGAAAGCAGGAUUUGCCAACAUUGGUCCCAGAUCAGAUCCUCGAUCGGGUAGCAAGAAGGGAGUUGGCAGUGGCAAAAAGACUCUGCGCUUCAAGGCAAAUGGGCAAGCAGAAGUUGAAGAUGGGCCUGAUGACCUUGCAACAUUUGCCACAGAAAAAAUAAACUCGUUAUUAGAAAACUUCAUGGGCAUCAACGAUAAUGACUUAGCUGCUCUCAUCUGGGAUUUGGGUCAGAAGGCGCAAAACACCAUGGAAUUUGCAGAAGCUGUUGACGAAUCAGACCUUGAGGCCUUUGGAUUCACUGACGAUUUCAUUUUCGAGCUUUGGGGAGCAAUUACUGAUGCUAAAGCUGGAAGACUGAAAAAGUAAAUGUGUGUGUGUGUGUGUGUACACACGCUAAUAGAUGUAAUACAGGAUCUGGAGAGACCGAGUGAAACAUAAAACUGUACAUUCCUGGAGGGACCCAUUUGGUCUUCUCUUUUUUUAUGAAAAACUUCAAUGAUUUCUAAUUGUAGUCUCAGCUGACUUGUUCAGCUACUGAGCAUAGAUAUAGAAUACAGUUAGGGGUAAAACUCUUACAGUGAUUAUGAAAUAAGUAUUCAUUCCUGUACUUAUAAGAAUUUAUUUUGGUCAUACCUGUCACAGUCAUCAACCUUUGAAUAUACAGUACUGCAAUUUGGUUUGCUGUUCAAUACAAGAUACUGUAACAGUGAUGACAUUAAAUAUCCUGGCUCGAAUAAUAAAAAAACAGCCCUGGAUAAAGUAACUGUUUCAUAAAAUAUGAAUGCUCAGAAAACCAAUAUGAUAGCUAUUUCUUCUUAAGUUAUUGAUGCCUUAAGGGGCUUUCUAAGGUGAAUCAACUUUUGUGAAGAACUUUUACUUUGAACAGAAAAAUUUGCUAUAUCUUCUUUCUGUAACAUCGUUGCAAGGGAUAUGUAACUUAAUGCUCCAGUGUUUGUCCUAUUCAUCAAGUUUCAAGUUUAAUAUUUUGUCGUGCAUAAUACAUUCAGCUUUCUGCUAUUAAUAUUCUAUUACACUGAAAAGAUCCUUAAAACAUCAACAAGAAUUUAAGUUACUCACUAUAGCAUUUUUGUAAAAUUUAUUAACACAAAAAUGGAAGUGUGUUCAUCAAACCAAAGAAAACAAUUUUUAUACACUGGAAUACUGAAAACUUCCAAACUUUUCCCAAAAUCACUCUUAAAAUCAUAACUACAGUAUAUACUUCAUUGUUAAUACACUCAUAUGUGAACUAACAGUGAACCAAUGAACCGUAUCAAAGUUAAUUCCUUUGUAAUCUCAAUAACAUUUCAUAAUUUGAUUACUGAUCAAAGUCAUUUCCCCUCGAAAAAUUAUUACGAAAGUAUCGUACUUGUGGUACCUCCUUUGAAACUAUAUAACUUGAUGAGAACUACUCUGGCAGCUCUCAGUAAUUCUUUUUCUACAGUAAAGUUCUCGUAAGUCACUACACUUCGGAUAACUGUAUUGUUUACAAAUAGUACAGUCAAACAAUUUCAAAAAUAUGUAUACAGUAUGUACGUAUGAAGUAAGAAAAUCUAUAACAUAUAUAGACUUGUGAUUCUGAACAGUUAUGUUGACAGGUGCAAACUAUUCUGUGUAUGUAAUUGUAAAUUUUAUGCAGACAGUAACCCUUAUUUUUUCGUAAGUCAGUAGAGUAGGGAUAGAAGAUAUAAAGUGCUCUGCUUUUUGUAUAUCCAAUUUUUAUAAUAAUGAAAUAAAUUGAAUCUUUGCUACUACUAUCAAACAGCACAUGUAUUAGGAUUAUGAAACAAAAGUGUUUGGUUUUAUUUGGAUGGUAACUAUAAGCAGUUUUGCUGUUACACUAUCUUUAGUCAAAUAUCAUUGUAAAAGUUCUCGUCUAUGUGGUAAACUUUAACAGAAUAAAAUACAUAAAAAUGAUGAAUGGCGUAAGUUGGGCAUCACUCUCAAGGGGGAAAAGUGCAUACUAAGUAAUUUUUGAGUGCAAUAUAUUUUGUUGUAUAUGGUACUGAUAGAUUUUAUUCAAUUAUACUUUGUCAUACAGUAUCACAGCUACUAAAGAACCUGUUGGGAAGACAUUCUUGAAUGUGUUUAGACCAAACUAAUUAAGGCCUGGCCUAUAUAUCAGAAGGAAGCUUGCAUGUACCCUGCCAUUUCACAGCAGUACUAUAGUACGUAUUACCUUUCUCACAACAAAAUGAUCUCAUUGUUCAAUGUGGAAUUAUGUUUCAAACACUAUAUAAAACUGAGUACCAAUGCAAGGGUGAUGAUUUUUCAUAAUUGAUAAAUACGUUCUGAAUGUUUGUAAUUAUAAAAUGUUAUGGAUAUAUGAUGUCAGAUGCUCUACUCCAUAUACAGUAUAUAUUUAUAACUCACUGAGCAUUUACUUGUACAGUUAAUAUAAUGAGCUUUGUGUAAAA